AUGCAGCCAGUCAAUCCAAUUUCAAUAGAACAGCCUCAAGGGCCAAGCUUUACCGUUGAGGAUGGACACAUUGUCAGAUGGGCCAAUUGGAUUUUCCACCUUAAGGCAGACCCGCGAGCUGGGAUGGUGAUCUCUAAAGCCAUGAUUCCAGAUUCUGAGACUGGUGAAUUCAGGAGUGAUGUACAAGGGAUUUGCUUCAGAACUAUUUGUGCCAUAUAUGGACUACUGUCAAAAUUGACCGUAUAUUCAGCCCAACAUGAUUUGCAUUUUCGAGUGAUAUCGGUUGGCGGCAUUCAGAGCUCCCGGUCAACGGUUUUGAGUUAUAUUGUGACAAAUUUGUGGGAGGCAGGGAUUGAACCCCUGACCUCCAGCAUCACCUUUAAUAGUGAUGACCACUGGACCAAAUGGCCAGUGGCUAACGGUUUUGAGAUAAGAGAAGCAAGGCCGAAGAUAACUCUUGUAGCUAGAAUGGCAGCAUCAGUUGGAAACUAUGAUUACAUAUUCGACUGGGAGUUUCAAAUGGAUGGUUUAAUCCGAGUCCAGGUGAGCUUGUCAGGAAUGCUAAUGGUGAAAGGAACUCCAUACGAAAAUCUCAAUCAAGUGCCAUCAAAUGUAGAAAUGUCCACUCCUCUAGUAUCAGAAAACGUACUUGGUGUUGUGCAUGAUCAUUUCAUUACUUUUCAUUUGGACAUGGACAUUGAUGGCUCAAACAAUUCUUUCGUCAACAUUAAUCUUGUCAAGGAAGAGAAUCUGGGGGGACAAUCUCCUAGAAAGAGUAUCUUGAAGGCCAAAAGACAAGUAGCCAAAAAUGAGGAAGAUGCAAGAAUAAAGCUUAAGCUCUACGAUCCUUCCGAGUUUCAUUUCAUUAACCCUUCCCGGUUUUCUAGAUUAGCCAGUUUUCUAGAUCUUGAUGAUCCCCCACAAUUGCGAGCUGCUUUCACCAACAAUCAGAUUUGGGUGACUCCCUAUAACCGAUCAGAACAAUGGGCUGGUGGGUUUCUAGUGUAUCAAAGCAAGGGGGAAGAUACACUUGCUGUCUGGUCUGACAGGAAUCGUCCAAUUGAGAACAAGGAUAUUGUGCUGUGGUACACACUGGGAUUUCAUCACGUACCAUGCCAGGAGGACUUUCCUGUGAUGCCUACAGUGUCUUCUAGCUUUGAUCUAAAGCCUGUCAAUUUUUUCAAAAGCAAUCCUAUUCUUGGAGUAAUGCCCAAUUUCGAGAAGGACCUGCCAAUUUUAUUGCCUGUGAAAAGCCACGCUAAAUGGGCAAUUCCUCGCUACUCAACAUUUGCUAGCAAAUUGCUAACAUAA
Messenger RNA from Coffea arabica (coffee), 1311 nucleotides. The record is from RefSeq and is a predicted model, not a curated record. Lineage: Eukaryota; Viridiplantae; Streptophyta; Magnoliopsida; Gentianales; Rubiaceae.